Phaethon lepturus (White-tailed tropicbird) is the source of this 5730-nucleotide messenger RNA. Its product is annotated as dynein heavy chain 5, axonemal-like. NCBI's taxonomy places the organism in Eukaryota, Metazoa, Chordata, Aves, Phaethontiformes, Phaethontidae. Gene Ontology annotation, cellular component: dynein complex. The transcript is spliced from 36 exons. Gene Ontology annotation, biological process: microtubule-based movement. The record is from RefSeq and is a predicted model, not a curated record. Gene Ontology annotation, molecular function: dynein light intermediate chain binding; dynein intermediate chain binding; ATP binding. The annotation marks the transcript as partial.
AACUGGGGAGCUGUGAAAGAAGGCUUGAAGAACAGCCAGAUACAAAACUUUCUGUAUUCAGUGGAUAAAUUUGUGGGUACUUUGUCAUCAUCAAGACAGAAUAUAGAAAAUAAAAUUCAGCUCACAAAAGUGGAUAUUGAUAUUUAUGUCAGCAACUUACAGAACCCAUCCGACUACAUAACUGCAGGCAGUAACACAGAAGUCACUGGGAGACUUGAAGAAGUGGUCAUGAUUUGGAUCAAACAGAUCAGACAAGUUUUAGUGGAGAGUGAGCAAAUGAGAAGAGAAGCUGAUGACAUUGGUCCAUCUGCAGAGCUGGAACACUGGAAGACAAGAAUGUCAUCAUUUAACAGCCUUUUAGAUGAGAUCAAGAGUUCAAGAGUAAAGAAAAUUAUAAGUAUUCUUCAGGCAGCAAGAUCAAAGACAUUAAAGCAGUGGAAAGAGCUGGAUGGUAGUAUAACAAUUGCUGCCAAUGAAGCUAAAGACAAUGUGAGAUAUUUAUAUGCAUUGGAUAAAUUUUUUGGUCCACUUGCCAAAGCUUCACCUGUAACAAUGAUGGAACACGUACCCAGUUUAAUGAAUACUGUCUGCAUGAUCUACUGUACAUCACUAUACUACAACACAUCGGAGCGCAUGACAUCUCUUCUUCUAAAAAUCACUAAUCAAAUGAUUAACACAUGCAAGAUGUAUCUAUGUGAGGGUGUUUCAAAAAUCUGGGAUCUAGACAGGCAAGAAUUGCUAAAGAGGAUACAACAAUGCAUUUCCCUCAAAGAACUGUACCAAACAUCCUUUCAGCAAAUUAGGGAGGUGCUGAAGGAGAAUCCAAGUGACAGACAAUUUGAUUUCAGUGAAAACUAUAUAUUUGGAAAAUUUGAUACAUUCUGUAAACGUUUGGAGAAGAUUUCAGACAUGAGCAAUGUUAUGGAAAGCCUUUUAGAGCUCCAGCGUAUAAAAAUAGAAGGCAUUGAAGAGAUCAGUACUCAUUACCAGAGCAUUGCUACAAACACCAAGUCCAAACAGUAUGAUGUUCUGGAUCACAGAAAAAAAGAGUUUGAGAAAGAUUAUCUUGAAUUUAAGAACCAAAUUGCAGCAUUGUAUGAGUCCAUACAAGAAUUUGUGGAUUCCUGGUUUGAGAAGACUGUAACUACUGAACAGAUGCUGGGACUUCUGAUGAAGCUUGAACAAGUAGGAGAAAAUCAUAUUGAUCUUAAUGAGAAGUAUACCAUGGUCCUUCAGCAGUACAGCCAAGACUUAGAGUUUGUUCAAAAACUCUACCAGAAGCAAAAAGAAAAUCCACCUAUACCACGUAACAUACCACCAGUAACAGGGAAGAUUAUGUGGGCUCAGCAGUUAUACAGAAAAAUUGAACAUCCAAUGACAUUCCUGAAAAAGAAAACCACUCUUUUGAAGACACUAGAAAUGAAAAAGGUUGUUAAGAGCUAUAAUAAAAUGGCUGCAGUUCUUCUGGAAUUUGAACUUAUUUAUCAUAGAGCCUGGUGCAGGUUUGCUGACCAGGCUAGAAAUGCUCUGUGUGCUUCCUUACUUGUCAGGCACCCAGAAACCAAGGAAUUACUUGUAAACUUGGACCCGGUGGUCCUGGAAGUACUUUAUGAAACAAAAUACUUGAAAAAAAUGCAUUUUGAGGUUCCAGAUGUUGUCCUUGGCUUGUGUGCAGAUGAAGAACAGAUUAAAAGACAUCAAAUGGAACUCCAGAACCUGUUGAUCAAUUACAAAGAGCGUCUGAAGGGGAUACCUGUUAUGCUGAAACCACUCAUGAAACCAUUCAUAGGACAAGUUGAGGAUGCCCUUACCCCAGGCCUGAUGCAGCUGUCAUGGUCGUCUUUGAACAUUAAUAAAUUUAUUGAGAAUGUUUAUAGUACCCUCAGGGAGUUGGACUAUGUAGUCAAAGAAGUGUCUGAUACCCUGGAAUGCAGAAUUGAAAGAAUUCUGGAGGAUAUGUCGAACACUGCUCUGAUAAUUUUGCCGGAAGAUGAACCUAUAGAUGUGCUUUGUUUCCUGGAACAGACAGAAAAGCUUGCUGUCUCUACUGCUCACAAACUGUCUCAACAGAGUCAGCAAGUGGAAUACUCUGUGUAUGAACUGGUAGAUAUUCUUAAGCACAGGCUGAAAGAUGCCAGAAGAAGUCUGGAGGAUUCAUAUGCCUGUACACAUCUCGACAUGAAACAGAAAACACGCUGCCAAGAAUGCCUGUCCUGUAGUUACUACAAUCUGAUGGGGCAGCUUUGUCAGAAGAAUACUGACUCUUUAGUCAGAUGCACGAAAACUUCUUUAGAGUCCUUAAGGCAUCGAUUGCGUGCUGUUGACUCUAGGUAUCAGAUGACCAAGUUUGUAGAGACACAGAGGGUUCCUUUGUUCAAAGCUGAAUUUCAACUGGCCAUUCCUAAUGUUGUCUUGAAACCAAGUCUUGAAGAUAUUCAGAGUGCUGUAAACAAAGCAGUAAAUAUCAUAUUAUCAAUAGCUAAAGAUAUCCCCCUGUGGAAAUUUGCUUACUUACAUCAUAAACAGCAGCAGAUUGAACAAGCUGUUGCUGUAGAGCUAGGCGAUGAGAGCAAACUCACCAGGAUGGUGGCACUGAAACCUUUAGACAAACAGAUCAUCGAACAUAAGGAUGUAAACAAAAUGGUGAUCCAACUAAACACAAUUAUUUUAUCUCUCAAAACUGAAGCAUCGGAUCUUCUGAACAGCUUUUCUGAAUUUUCAGGCAUCUGGAACAAGGAUCCAGAGGAAAAAGUGAAGGAGUUUAUCGAUACUAAACCAACAACGGCUGAAUUCCAAACUCAAAUCAGAUACUUUUCUCAAUUAGAAAUGCAAAUCAGAGAACUGCCAAAUCACUGCAUACUGGAAUCGGUGGAUAUUGCAACAGAGUCAUUGAAAAUAGCCUUAAUUCAAGAAUGCCACUCAAGACAAAGAACAUUUGGAUUAGCUUUGAAUAAAAAGUCUGCCACAGACAUGGAUGAAAUUUAUUCAUUCAUUGAAAACGUUAGCAAGAGAUUAAGCAGACCUAUCCAUGACCUUGACGAUGUACGGGGAGCAAUGGUAGCACUAAAGGAAAUUCGAGAGAAUGAGAUUAAAAUUGACAUGACAGUUGGACCUAUAGAAGAAUCUUAUUCUGUGCUUCAUAAAUACAAUUUACUCUUUCAAGAUGGAAAUACAGAAAAAGUUGAUGGAUUGGCUUAUGCCUGGAAGAACCUAAUCACACAGGCACUGCAGGUUGAGGACUUGCUGUUGAAGGUACAGCCAGACAUGAAAACAGAUUUACUGAGUGGUGUUCAAAAAUUCCAGAUUGAUACUGCAGAAUUUUACAAAGAUUAUGAUGAAAAGGGCCCCAGUGAGGAGAAUGUUCCUCCCCAUGAAGCAAGUGACAGAUUACAGACCUUUCAAGCCAAAUUUGAUGAACUAUGGAGGAAGUAUAUCUCUCUCUCUAGUGGGGAAGAAUUAUUUGGUCUUCCUAUCACAGAGUAUCCUGAACUGCUCAAAAUUAAACGUGAGCUUUCAUUGCUUCAGAAACUUUACAGUCUUUAUAAUUCAGUCACUGCUAAUAUCGAUGGAUACAAUGAAAUGCUUUGGAAUGAUUUAGAUAUUGAAAAAAUUAAUAAUGAACUUCUGGAUUUCCAGAACAGAAUCCGUAAGUUACCAAAAGCAUUGAAGGAAUGGCAAGCUUUUCAAGACCUAAAAAGAAAAAUUGAUGACUUCACAGAGAGCUGUCCUUUGCUUGAAAUGAUGGCAAACAAAGCAAUGAUGUCACGACACUGGGAAAGAAUUGCACAAGUAACGGGGCAUGACUUUCAUGUUGACUCUGAAAAUUUUGCUUUGAAAAACAUAAUGGAUGCCUCUUUAUUAUCAUAUAAAGAAGAUAUUGAGGAUAUCUGCAUCAGUGCUGUUAAAGAAAAGGAUAUUGAAGCAAAAUUGAAGCACGUCAUCAGUGAAUGGAGUACUCAUGCUUUCAGUUUUGGCCAAUUCAAAACUCGAGGAGAACUCCUUUUGAAAGGAUCAGAUAUAUCGGAGAAAAUAGCUUUGGUGGAAGACAGCCUCAUGAUAUUGGGGUCGCUCAUGAGCAACAGGUAUAAUGCACCAUUUAAGUCCACUAUACAACAGUGGGUUCAGAAGUUGACCAAUACUGCAGAGAUAAUUGAAAACUGGAUUACUGUACAAAACCUCUGGAUUUACCUUGAAGCUGUGUUUGUUGGUGGAGACAUUGCAAAACAGCUACCACAGGAAGCCAGAAGAUUUCAGAACAUUGAUAAAUCAUGGCAGAGAAUUAUGCAGAGAGCCCAUGAAAUGCCAAACAUCGUACAGUGCUGUGUUGGAGAUGAGACUUUGGCACAGCUAUUACCACAUUUGCUGGAACAAUUGGAAAUCUGUCAGAAAUCACUGACUGGGUAUUUGGAAAAAAAACGGUUAAUGUUUCCAAGAUUUUUUUUUGUAUCUGACCCUGCUCUUCUGGAAAUCCUUGGUCAAGCAUCUGAUUCCCACACUAUUCAGGCACAUUUAUUAAGUUUGUUUGACAAUGUUAACCGAGUGGGAUUUCAUGAAAAAAACUACGACCAGAUUUUGUUGUUUGAAUCUCAAGAAGGAGAACGGGUCAAUAUUAUUGAACCAGUUUUAGCUCAGGGCAAUGUGGAAUUCUGGUUAGGUCAGCUGCUGAAUGGGAUUAGGAAAACGAUCCAUACCAUCAUUAGACAGGCAUCAAUGGCCAUUAGCGAUUCAGGAUUUAAGCUGUAUGACUUUCAGGCAAUGUUUCCUGCACAAAUAGGACUUCUGGGAAUACAAGUGAUCUGGACCAGAGAUGCAGAGAAUGCACUGAACAGUACCAAAACAGACAAAAAGGUAAUGCACACAACAAGUCAGAAGUUUUUGGAACUUUUAAAUGAUUUGAUUGACAUGACAACACACAAUCUGACAAGAAUGGAGCGCACAAAAUAUGAAACUUUAAUCACCAUUCAUGUGCACCAGAAGGAUAUCUUUGAUGAUUUGGUCCGUAUGAAUAUUAAAUCUCCAUCUGACUUUGAAUGGCAAAAACAGUCUCGAUUCUAUUUUCUUGAAGACGUGGAUAAAUGCAUUGUCCAAAUCACUGAUGUAGAGUUCACCUACUGCAAUGAAUACUUAGGGUGUACAGACAGGCUUGUUAUAACUCCUUUAACUGACAGGUGUUACAUCACUCUGGCACAGGCGCUGGGCAUGAGUAUGGGUGGUGCACCAGCAGGACCUGCAGGGACAGGGAAAACAGAGACAACUAAAGACAUGGGCAAAUGCCUGGGGAAGUAUGUUGUUGUUUUCAAUUGUUCAGACCAAAUGGACUACAGAGGACUGGGACGUAUCUAUAAAGGUUUAGCCCAGUCAGGUGCAUGGGGUUGCUUUGAUGAAUUUAACCGCAUUGAACUUCCAGUUUUAUCAGUAGCUGCUCAGCAGAUAUAUAUCGUACUUCAGUGUAAGAAAAAUAAGAAACCUCAGUUCAUUUUCACUGAUGGUGAUGUUGUUGACAUGGACAGAGAAUUUGGUAUAUUUCUUACUAUGAACCCUGGCUAUGCGGGACGACAGGAGCUUCCAGAAAAUCUGAAGAUUCAGUUUCGCACAGUUGCUAUGAUGGUGCCUGACCGUAGCAUUAUUAUGCGAGUCAAGCUGGCAAGUGCUGGUUUCCGAGACAACCAAGUCCUUAGCCGAAAAUUCUAUACACUCUACAAACUCUGUGAAGAGCAGUUAUCUAAACAG